AUGGAGACAAUAUAUUGUAGCGCCUGGGGAAUUGCCUCAAAGGGGUAGCUAGGAUGCUUUUAUCACUCUAAAAGUAGUAUUAACGCUUUGAGAAUACCAAAUUAGUAAUAGGAGGGAGGUUAUAUUGAGGUAUCCUGCGGAGAGAAUCAUAAUUUAUUGCUUACAGAUUAAUUGCAGAUUCACUCUUGCGGUUCAAAUACUUAUGGUUAACUUGGAAUCGGGAAUAUGAAUGCUUUGUAGAUCUAGCAAUCAAACAAUCAACAGCAAACUUAAAUCCAGAGUACUGUUUUUAGGAUUAAAACCUUCAAUACUGAUCAGAGUUAGCUAGAUGGCUCAGACACUAGAGAUCUUGCUUCAAGUAAUAAUCAGAAAAGACGUUUUCAAUAGAUUUCCUGCGGAUCAGAGCAUUCCUUUGCUCUUUCUGAAGAAGGGGAGUUAUUCUCAUGGGGGCUAAACUUUAAAGGUUAAUUAGGACUUGGAGAUUUUGAUAAUAGAUAUGAACCUACCCUAAUAGAAAAUUUAUGCCCAGUUGACUCUGUAUAGAACUAAAAUAAGAGGAACUUACUCUCAAUGAUUAAAAGAUCAAAAUCAAAGGAAGGUGGGUAGAGUUAAAGAAACAAUAAUGGUUAUGAUGAAAGCUAGUUUUCUUAGACUAUGAAUGUUUAAGAUUAGAAGGGAAGCUCCCAUCAAAGAAACAACCAAGGAAGUGGUGGUGUAGGCGGAGCAAGCAAAAGUAUAUUUAAUGCUUCGUAUAAAGAAUUGAAGCCAUCAAAGUCAGUCGAUCUAUCAAGUUUUAACAACAACAAUAAUAAUGGCUAGCAAUACGAUGAAUAGCUUUUCAAUCAGUUAAGUUAGACCCUGAAUCUAGGAAGUGAUUCACCAACCAACGCAUUUUUAUUGAAGGUUACUGAAAAGAUUGUAUAAGUAGCUUGUGGUUCAAUACACACUCUUGUUAGAUCUUCUCUUCAUAGAAUAUUCUCAACUGGUAACGGAAGUACAUACGCUUUAGGACAUAAAAAUAGAGAAUCUUGCGCAUCGUUUAAACAGAUAGAGUUCUUUAAUGGAAAUGAUGAAGGUGUGUAAGGGUUAGGGAUCAAAACUAUAGCAUGUGGUUUAUCUCAUAGUGGUUGUGUCUUGAGUGAUGGAAGUGUAUACUUAUGGGGUAUUGUAGGAGAUAUAUAGAACAGUAAAGAUAAUCUUGGAAGAGGCCUUUUAAAAAAGCCAACUAAAAUCUCUUUCAAAGGUAACAACAACAGCAAUGACAAUAGUGGAAACGUUUCUCAUAGAAGAAGAUCAAAUGCGUAAGAUGAACUGACAGCUGUGAUAAUUGAUGAUUUGAAAUUAGGAGAGUAAUUUAGCGUGGCUCUUUCAAAUAAAGGUAUAGUUUACACUUGGGGACUAAAUGAUAAGGGUUAGUUAGGUAACGGUACUGAGUAGUCAACUUUAGAUCCAGUGCCUGUUCCUUUGAAAUAGCAUAUUAUGAAAAUCGAUUGUGGAUUAAAACAUUGCCUCGCUCUUGCUAAAACUAACUAAAUAUAUGUUUGGGGAUCAAAUAUGCAAAAUUAAUUGGGAAAAAAACUUCCUAAUUUACAGUAAUUUUCGAAUAUACCUAUUUUGAAUUCAGCAUUUGAAAACGCUAAACCUUUUAAAAUAUCUUGUGGAUCAUAUCAUAACGUAUGUCUUAGCUAUAAAGCACCAAAGCUUGAAGAAAAUGUUAAUUCUGACCAAGAUGAAAAUAAAGCAAUUUUAGGAGGAAAAUCAAUGAACUAGUAAGAAGAAUUGAAGUAGAGUAAUGCGACUCACAACGAUGAAACUUGCCCUAAUGCAGAAUAAAUCAAGAAGUUGAAAGGUGAAAUUAAAAGGUUGAGAUAGGAGCUAAUAUUAAAGGGAGUAUCAAGAAAAAGAAAUGAUGAAGAUAAUUACAACAGUGAUGAUUCUGAGCUCGAUGAAGAGGAAAAGGCAGCUAUUAGAAUGUUACCACCUGAAGCUAGAAAAUCCUUAUCUGAGGCUGAGUAAGCUGGAGCAAAUAAGUAAUACAUUAAGAGAAAGAUCUAGUAACUUCUUAUCUAACAUUAACAAUAAAUGACUAAUAAUGGAGUUGAAAAGACAUAAGGGUUCCAAGCUAACUAUGAAAUAAGCUACAAUGAUUUGCAAUUUGAUAAGAAACUUUCGGAAGGUGGCUAUGGAAUAGUCUUUAGAGGUAGAUGGAAACACACAGUUGUAGCUAUUAAAGAAAUUAAAAAGGAAAUUAUUGAGCAAGAUAAGCUAGAGGAAUUUAAAAAUGAAUGUGCAGUAAUGGAAGUUAUUAGGCAUCCAAAUGUUGUUCUUUUCCUUGGUGCCUGCACUAAACAACCCAACCUUUGUAUCAUUCUUGAAUAUUGCAAUAGAGGUUCACUUUGGAGUUUAUUGCAUGAUCCCUCAAUAAAACUUAAUUGGGAAUAUAGAAAGAAGUUUUCACUUGAUAUUGCAAAGGGUGUAUAUUAUUUGCAUACAAAUAAGCAACCUAUUCUCCACAGAGAUCUCAAGAGUUUGAAUGUGCUCCUUGAUUAAGCUUUGACUUGCAAAUUGGCAGAUUUUGGUUGGACUCGUAUUAAGGCAAAGGUUAUGACAUCGAAGAUUGGAACCUAUUAAUGGAUGGCUCCUGAAGUAAUCAAUGGAUAUAAAUAUACUGAAAAAGCAGAUGUUUUCUCUUUUGGAAUUAUUCUUUGGGAACUUGCUACCAGAAAGCCACCUUAUUAUGGUAUAGAUGGAUAGGAAGUCAGCAGGAAAGUAGUUAAAGAAGGUUUAAGACCAAAGAUUACAGAGAAAGAAGCUCCAGGAGUAUUUUUGGACUUGAUGAAAAGAUGCUGGCAUGAAGAUCCAGAGAGAAGACCAUCAUUUGGAGAAAUUAUCAGAGAACUAGAAGCAAUGAAUUUCAAGAAUAUGCCUUGA
Stylonychia lemnae is the source of this 2931-nucleotide messenger RNA. The record is from the annotation of a GenBank genome assembly. Lineage: Eukaryota; Ciliophora; Spirotrichea; Sporadotrichida; Oxytrichidae.